Messenger RNA from Kuraishia capsulata CBS 1993, 654 nucleotides. RefSeq lists its product as uncharacterized. Bases 1 to 654 code for a protein of 217 amino acids. The transcript has a single exon. Gene Ontology annotation, cellular component: proteasome core complex. NCBI's taxonomy places the organism in Eukaryota, Fungi, Ascomycota, Pichiomycetes, Pichiales, Pichiaceae. Gene Ontology annotation, molecular function: threonine-type endopeptidase activity. The record is from RefSeq and is a predicted model, not a curated record.
AUGAACGGAAUCUCUGUCGACAUCAACCACCUCAAGAAGGGAGAAGUGAACCUUGGUACUUCCAUCAUGGCAGUGACCUUUGCAGACGGUGUCAUCUUGGGUGCUGACAGUAGAACUACAACCGGUUCUUACAUCGCCAACCGUGUGACUGAUAAAUUGACACAGGUCAAUGAGAACAUAUGGUGUUGCAGAUCGGGAUCUGCGGCCGACACGCAGGCUGUUGCCGAUAUCGUGAAGUACCAUUUGGAAAUGUACACUGCCCAGCAAGGAGAACAGCCAACCACCAAAAUCGCAGCCUCGCUAUUCCAGGAACUUUGUUACAAUAACAAGGACGCUCUCACUGCCGGUAUUAUAUGUGCUGGAUACGACAAAAGAUCGGGUGGAUCUGUUUAUAGUAUACCGAUUGGAGGUUCUAUUCACAAGCAGGAGUACGCGAUUGCCGGAAGUGGGUCCACCUACAUCUACGGUUACUGUAACAAGAACUUCCGUCCAAACAUGAGCAAAGACGAGACAAUUGACUUCAUGAAGAAGUCUUUGGCCCAGGCCAUCAAAUGGGACGGAUCCAGUGGAGGUGUGAUUAGAAUGGUGAUCUUGACGAAGUCUGGAAUGGAGAGAUUGGUGUUUUAUCCUCACAAUUAUGUUGACAGCGAAUAG